Hansenula anomala is the source of this 2265-nucleotide messenger RNA. Its product is annotated as SLC26/SulP family anion transporter. The transcript has 2 exons. Gene Ontology annotation, biological process: transmembrane transport. The record is from RefSeq and is a predicted model, not a curated record. Lineage: Eukaryota; Fungi; Ascomycota; Saccharomycetes; Phaffomycetales; Wickerhamomycetaceae. The coding region runs from base 1 to 2265 and encodes 754 amino acids. Gene Ontology annotation, molecular function: secondary active sulfate transmembrane transporter activity. Gene Ontology annotation, cellular component: membrane.
AUGGCACCAGGUCACUUGCACCAGUAUCAAAACUAUGAUUCGAUACCCUUGCUAGAGUACACUGAAGACCAAGUCUCCAUAAAAGAUUGGUGCAAACAAUAUUUCCAUUCCCCAGGUGAAAAAGCUGUCCAUUAUGCUCGUUCUCUAUUCCCAAUCCACAGAUGGAUCUUGCACUAUAAUCCAUCUUGGUUAUACGCUGAUGUUGUUGCUGGUGUCACGGUAGGUGUUGUCAUGGUGCCUCAAUCAAUGUCCUAUGCUCAAAUCGCUGGGUUAGAACCUCAAUAUGGGUUAUAUUCUGCCUUUGUUGGUGUCUUUAUCUAUUGUUUCUUUGCAACUUCAAAAGAUGUUUCUAUUGGUCCUGUUGCUGUUAUGUCUUUGGAAGUUUCAAAAGUUAUAACUAGAGUUCAAGAAAGAGAUCCUUCUUUACCUGGCCCUGUUAUUGCUACUGUCUUAUCUUUAAUUUGUGGUUGUAUUGCCAUUGGUUUAGGUUUAUUAAGAUUAGGUUUCAUAUUAGAAUUCAUUUCAAUGCCUGCUGUCUUGGGGUUCAUGACUGGUUCUGCUUUUAAUAUCAUCGCUGGUCAAGUCCCUGCCUUAAUGGGUUACAAUAAAAAAGUUAACACUAGAGCUUCAACUUAUAAAGUUAUCAUUAAUACUUUAAAACAUUUACCUGAUACUAAAUUGGAUGCUGCUUUUGGUUUAAUCCCAUUAUUUUUAUUAUAUCUUUGGAAAUAUAUUUGUAACGUUGGUCCAAAAAGAUAUCCAAAGGCAAGAUUAUGGUUUUUCUAUACUCAAGCUUUAAGAAAUGGUGUUAUCAUUGUUAUUUUCACUUUAAUCUCUUGGGGGAUCAUUAGACAUGAUAAAAAAUCUAAAAAAAUUUCAGUAUUGGGUACUGUUCCAUCAGGUUUACGUGAUGUUGGUUUAAUGGAAUUUCCUGAUGGUAUAAUGUCCUCAUUAGCUCCUGAAUUACCAGCUGCUACAAUUGUUUUAUUAUUGGAACAUAUCUCAAUCUCAAAAUCUUUUGGUCGUAUAAAUGAUUAUAAAAUUGUUCCAGAUCAAGAAUUAGUUGCUAUUGGUGCCACUAAUUUAAUUGGUACUUUUUUCAAUGCUUAUCCUGCUACUGGUUCUUUUUCAAGAUCUGCAUUAAAGGCUAAAUGUAAUGUUAAAACUCCAUUAGCUGGUAUUUAUACUGGUGCUUGUGUCUUGUUGGCUUUAUAUUGUUUAACUGAUGCCUUCUAUUAUAUCCCAAAGGCUACUUUAUCUGCUGUUAUUAUUCAUGCUGUUAGUGAUUUAAUUGCAAAUUAUAAAACUACUUUGAAUUUCUGGAGAAUUGCACCAAUUGAUGCUGGUAUCUUUUUAAUUGCUGUCAUUAUUACCGUUUUUUCAUCUAUUGAAACUGGUAUCUAUUUUGCAAUUUGUGCUUCUGUUGCUGUCUUAUUAUUUAAUGUUGCAUUCCCAAAUGGUGAAUUCCUUGGUAGAGUUAAAGUGGCUCAAGUUAUCAAUCCAGAUUUGAAAUCUGUUGAUGAUUUUUCAAAUGAUUCCAAUUUAGAAAUUGAUGAAUAUGCUAAUUUAGAUUCCAAAAAUAAAUUAGAUUUCAUCAAAUCCAAAACAAGAUCAACUUCUAAUAAUAACAAUAAUAAUAACAAUUUGAAUUUCAUCACUAAAUGGGUCCCAUUAAACAAAAAAAAUCUAAAUAAAGAUAUUGAUGUGCUACCACCUCCAAAAGGUAUCAUUGUUUUUAGACCUUCAGAAUCUUGGACUUAUUUGAAUUGUUCAUAUCAAUUUGAUAAAAUCUUGGAAGAAGUUAAAUCUAAAACAAGAAAGGGUAAAAUUAAUACUUCAAUGAAAAAUAUUGAUAAACCAUGGAAUGAUCCUGGCCCUCUAAGAUUCUUCUGGUCUAAAAAACCAAUUGUUUCAAGCCAUGAAGAUGAUAAUAGACCAAUUUUACAAAUUUUGGUUUUUGAUUUCAGUUCAGUUAAUCAAAUUGAUGCAACUGGUGUUCAAGCUUUAGUGGAUUUAAGAAAAGCUAUUAAUAAAUAUGCUGAUCGUGAAGUUGAAUUUCAUUUUGCUGGUAUUCUAAGUCCUUGGAUUAAAAAAGCUUUAAUAAGUGCUCAAUUUGGUAUUGAAAGAAAUGAUGCUAAAGUUAAUAAUAAUUUUGUGGAUAUUGUUCAAGAUGAAGAAGCUGUUUAUGGUUAUAAUGCUGCUGUCACCACUGAUACUCCUUAUUUCCAUUUGGAUUUACCUUCAUUUGAUAAUUAUGAAGAUUAG